Molecule: messenger RNA, 6870 nt
Organism: Trichoplusia ni (cabbage looper)
Lineage: Eukaryota; Metazoa; Arthropoda; Insecta; Lepidoptera; Noctuidae
Product: F-box/LRR-repeat protein 16
Exons: 7
Coding region: 321-1688 (455 amino acids)
Biological process (GO): SCF-dependent proteasomal ubiquitin-dependent protein catabolic process
Cellular component (GO): SCF ubiquitin ligase complex
Molecular function (GO): protein binding
Source: RefSeq, a predicted model, not a curated record
UGACUUCUUCCGUAAAAAGUACUAAUUGUCACAACCCUAGUAGCGAACGAGAGAGUCCAUUGAGCGUUUUUUUCUAUAUUUUUCGUAAGUCGUAACGAUUCUUUGAUAAAUAAAGUCGUAAAUAUCCUUGAUUUUCAGAGUUGAAUGAAUUUUAAAAGGAUUUUAGUGAAAAACACAAGUGUUCGUAAGCGGCGAUGGUUUUUCUUUGUUUAGAAAAAAAUUAAAGUAGCGCGGUGGCGGGUUGUGAGCACGGCGCGGGUGGCGCAGGGUCGGGGGGCGGCCGACCGGCGGCAGACACUAUUCGCCGCGUCAAAGUGAAGAUGUCAUCUGUGUCUGCGCAAGGUGUGGUGGAGCGCGCCUCUGCGGAACUGUCGCGCCGCAUUACGGGCCUGGGCCUGCGCGGCCGCAAGCGCUCGCCCGGCGUGGUGGAGCGCGUGGCCAACGCCUUGUGCGGGCCCGCUACCGCCGCCGCCGCUGCACCACGCGUGCCGCGCCGCCGCCGACCAUCGCCCAGGCCGCUAACAUGGAACCAAUUUGUACUCGAAGAAAGAUUUUUGGAAAAGUUUUUUCUAUAUUUUAACGCAAAUGAUAGAAGAUCGUUAGCGCAAGUCUGUACCAGAUGGCGGGAUAUACUUUACUCAUCCCCUCGAUGGUGGUCAGGCCUUGUUGCUGUUCUUGAUUGUAGAGAACUUCGUUCAGCUACAGGUUGCUGCAUGCAAAGAUUUUACAAUUCUCUUAUCAGAAGAGGAAUCCGAGGGGUCGUAUUAGUUUCAGCAUCUGAUGAUGACAUCAAUGAAUUUAUAAGACAGUUUCCUUUGUCAGCACAUCAUGUGCAUGCCAUUGGUUUAAAAGGAUGUACAAUUACUGACAGAGGCUUAGAAGCAAUUUUGGACCAUUUGCAGGUUUUAUUUGAGCUAGAACUAACCGGAUGCAAUGAAAUAACCGAGGCUGGUUUGUGGGCAUGCCUAACUCCACGAAUUGUCUCCCUCACGCUUACUGAUUGCAUUAACAUUGCUGAUGAAGCUGUCGGGGCCGUUGCACAACUGUUGCCUUCUCUGUACGAGUUUUCCUUACAAGCCUACCACGUGACUGAUGCCGCCCUGGGGUACUUCUCGCCGAAACAAAGUGCUUCUCUCAGCGUGUUGCGUCUGCAUAGCUGUUGGGAACUGACCAACCAUGGCGUCGUUAACAUCGUGCACUCGCUGCCGAACUUGACAGUGUUGUCUCUGAGCGGCUGCAGCAAGGUGACGGACGAGGGCGUGGAGCUGCUAGCAGAGAACCUGCCGCGCCUGCGCAGCCUCGACCUCAGCUGGUGCCCACGAGUCACCGACAACGCGCUCGAAUACAUUGCUUGCGAUCUCAAUCACCUUGAGGAACUUACUCUUGACCGAUGUGUACACAUAACGGAUAUUGGAGUAGGGUACAUCAGCACGAUGCAAUCACUCGUGGCAUUGUUUCUGCGCUGGUGUUCUCAAGUUCGCGAUUUUGGAGUACAACAUCUAUGCGGCAUGCGUUCACUACAACUUUUAUCUUUGGCUGGAUGUCCAUUACUAACGUCGGGAGGCUUGUCGAGUCUCAUACAACUGCGACAGCUGCGCGAACUGGAGCUCACGAACUGUCCCGGCGCAUCGCCGGAACUCUUCGACUACCUUCAUGAACACUUACCAAGAUGCCUGAUCAUAGAGUAAGGUACAAAACUAGUACUGUAUUUAUACACUGCAUUUAUAUAUACGCUGUGACAAAAACACAUUGCAUUGCAUUGGUUUUUCGCACCUUUCGAAAGUUGGUUAAUCUACAGAAGAAGAAUUAGACCCUACAACCAUUGUAAAAAAAUGAAUGCUUAUUCUUUGUACAUGUUCUUAACCAUUGAAAGUUAAUGGAUUUACAUUACAAGUUAUCUAUGUAACCUCACACCCUAUUUAUGUGAUGUAGUGUGUUUUUGUUGCUAGCCUAUUUCACAGCUGAAGCAUUAUUCAUGAGACCUGUUGUCAGUCAGUGCAAAGUUUGCUUCAUACCCAAGUUAGGCAACAAAUAAAUGAGAUUUAGUCGUAAGUAAUAUCCCCCCACCUAUCAUACACAUUCUUAGUGUUAUGUCUUAAAACUUUGCUUGAAUAGAUCACAUACUGUUCCUAGUUUAUAAUAUGUACCUCUUAAAAUUAUCCCAAAAAUGACCACUACUCACUACUUCCUUGGUACUUGCUUUUAAACCUCCAUUUCUCUUAAUAUUUUGUGUUAUAUAGUAUUACGGUACAAUUCUAUUUCCUAUGUUUGCUCAAAAUGCAUGAUGUCAUGUCUGGUUUGGUUCUGAUUAACUAUUUAUUGUUCGUGUUAAGAACGGUAAAAUAAAAGGUGCAAUUUGUAAACUACAAUUGAUGAUGUUAUCAUAAAUUGUAGUGAUAAAAUGUCAUCUAUUCGUCGACUGCAAUAUUUUCUAAGUUGUAUAUUGCUGUCUAUCAUACCAGCAUGGCAUUAAAAGCGAGUUGUAUGAGUGUGGAAAAAAUAACAUACAUGUUGUAGUUUUUUUGUGUGAAAUACAAGUUAGUGUGUUUCGGGUAACACUGAACUAAUUAUCAACCCUAUCUUUUUAUUUGGUAGUCAUAUAUAAAUGCAGAUUAAAAGGGUGUUAUACCUAAUAAGGUAUGAAUAAUAUAUGAAGAGUAAGAAUAAAGUGUUUAUUAGAUAAUUGUGUGAUUUUACGUAUAGCAUAAUUCAUUUGAAAUCAAAUCGUACGAUUUGAUUAUGUCCAUUAGUUAAAUAUAAAUAAUAGAUUGCUACAAUAAUGAUAACAUUUUGAAAUUCCUUUUUAAUAAUAAUGUGUUAUCAAAUAUUGAUAAAAAUAUGUACAUAAAUAAUGUAUAUUGUACUCAUAUACAAAAGCUAUUCUGGUAAAGACAUGAUAUUCAUAUUAAAUCUGUAAAUAUAACACUUACAAGUUGAAUCUGCCAUCUGUUGUAUGUAUUAUAGAUCAGACUUACAUAAUUACAAACUGAAAAGCAGUACCAUUUUAACAUUAAUAGAAACUGUGUAUUUGAAUCCCUGCCCCCUUGUACUAUUAGUAAUAAAUAUGAAUAUUAACAAUUACAUACGUAACCUUGAAUCGUAAAUUUGUCACAGUGGUGUUUGUAGUUGUAAAUAUUCACACAUGUGCUAGGCACAGCUAGGGAACAUAAAGCACAUUAUUAAUAGUAUAUUACUAUGUAAUUUCCUUUAUACACAUAAACAAUACAAGUUUAAUUUUUAUUUAAUAAUGUUCGCCAUUUUAUCCUUAAUUUAUUAUGCUUCGGUCAUUCCAAGCAUUCGAAAAUCUGAAGCAAAACUGUUCAAUAAGAAUCCUGAUGUACAUAAUAUAUGUCUCAGAACCUCAACUUUCUUUUAAUCAGUCAUUUACCAUUGCCUAGUAAUAUAGGUAGCAUUUGUUCUUAUAAAUAAGUAUUUUUGUUAAACGACUGGCAAUUUGGCGGCUUAAUUUUCUCGCUAAAAUGACGAGUCUUAGAAACGCCCGACUAGUUAUAGGUUCAAAAGAAGCUGUGGUUUAUGCCAAUUUGCACAAAACUAGAAGGGCGAUAUGCUAUAUUUUUGCGUGACUGCAGUCGGUUAAGUCAUUUUUAUCAGAGAUUAUAUGUCACAAAAGAAAUUAACAAAAAAAACCUAAAAUACAGUUCAUAUGACUUUUUUUAUAUGAACUCGGUUGAUAUUAUUUUUAAGUAUUAUAUUUUUCUCAAUGCUCUAGUCAUUAUUUAUUUAUUUUCUUGUGCUAUUUAAGAUUUGUAGUUGGUAGGCUUUGUAUUUCAAAAUUUUAAUAAAUUUUAAUUUUGAGUAUAUUCGUGUAUUGAAACUUUAUCAGUUGUUUUAUUUUUUCCAAGUACAAAAUUGGAUUUAAUUCGAAUAUUAGUGUAAAAAAUAUUAAAUUAAAAUUUAAAGCAUUAGCCCGAUUGCGGUUGCUCAGAGUAACUAUUUUAGAAAUAUUAUUCACACUUAUUGUCACGAGCCGAGGUUAAAAGGAAAUCAAAGUUCAGUAGAUAUAAAUACACUGAAACGACUAUAUAUAAGAGGAACACUCGAUAAGGUCAUUAAGCGCACUUUAGUAGAUACUUAUCAAUGGCUUGCACGCGCAUGCUGUGGCUAGCGACCAGCUGUUUAUGUUUUUUUUUUCAUGUAUAGUUCUGGUAGUUAUAAAACUAUAUACCGAGGUCAAUUAAAAAGAAGAGCUGUUGCCCUAUAAUUGUAGAAAGAAUUUUCACCACUUGCCUUUGAAGAUCACCUUUUUUUGAAUUUGACGAUAUAUGAUGAUUUAGCAUGACAAAUUUGUCUUAGAAUAGGUUCAAUAUUGUGACGCAGCAUUUUUACUUAGAGACCCAUAAUUGUGAGUACAUAUUAUUGAACCGUUCACAAGCACCCAGUUUUGGUCUAAUCGGUUGUAUACAAUUUAUUAAGCUUUCGAACAAUUAAAACAUUUUAAAUCCUUAAGAGCUGUAGUAGAAUAUUAUUGAACUCACCUGUGUUAACACAAACAAUCAAUAUUAAGUUUGAAUUGUAAUCUUUUGAAGAUUUUUUUAACUAAGAAAGCAGUUAAAUUUUAGGGUUAUCGCGUCAAACUUUAAACAUAUACUUAUAUUUUAGACAGUUUAUUGUUCCGUUUAUGCAUCUUUCACCACUUGCGACCUUUGCACUUAAUAUUCUCCAAUUUUGAAAUGAAUGUUGAAAGUUAUUGUAAUACCGUCCGAAUAAAACAAUGUAUUUUUCUUGUACAAAAUAAGUGCAAAGGUUAUUUAUCAUAGAAGUAUUUAUGGUAUUGGCAAAAUUUAGAAACAGUCAGCAUAGCUAGAAUGGUUUGACUACUUCAAUAAAUUAAUAAUAAUAUAUUGAAUAUGCUAACUCUCUUCGUAUUUCAGCGCAACCGUUAUAAACGGGAAAAUGAAUAUUUUUCUGUACGCUAUAAAAUAGGUUUAAGUGUAAGAGAGUCAUAUUUUUUCAUAUAAUUGAUUCUGAUGUAAAUCCCACAUGAAUAUAGUACUCCUACGUCAGUGGUAACAUUGUCAUAUCCAUAGCGCCUUAUGUCAAUGUCUUAAAGUUGAAUUUAAAGUGCUUAUUGUUAAUUGAUACCAUUAACGUGCAGAACACCGUACUAAGAGAUGUAAACACAAAUUAAAAUAAAUCAAGUUCAAGCUAUUAUUAAUAUUCAGAAAGAUGUAUUUCUAUAUUUAAACGAUGCAUAAAUUCUUGACCUAAACCUUGUUUUAACCACGGAACAGACAUUGUAUUUCUUGGCGCUUUUGAAAUAGCAUCUUGCCAUAAGCAGCGUUUAAACUUAGCGUCCAAUUUGAAAGUAGGUUCCUAAUUUAUUUAUUUUGAUUUUAAAUUACAAAAGCUUAAACGCCUUUAAUAUAAACUUGCUUUAUAAAUAGUAUUUUACAUUUUAGAAGUAAAGAUUUCAUGUAAUAAUGCAGGAUGAUAGCGUUAUAGUUUCGAAACUAAAUCUAUACCUAUGCAAUGUAAUUAGAAACUUCUUAAAUAUAUCUUUAGUAAAAAUUUGAAAUUGAUCUCCAAUUUGAUUUAGAGUAUCGUUUAUGUAAACCUAGGCAGUUGAAGUAAUGUUCGAGCUCAAAAAUAUAGUUUUAUAAAAUUAGCACAUAAAAUGUAAUUCUUCAAGUGUGUAAUUACAGUUUCUGGCUUUCAAUCUGUAUAACUCUGACAGCUACAUACCCUCAAUGUUUUGAAAUAAUUUACUAAGAAGUCUACUUCCAUGACAAAAUGGAAUAUAUUGAAAACUAUUGGUAGGUAUAAGUAUACCUUUAGUUGUUAAAAGAUGCCUUUAUUACCAGAAAAAUUGUCAUUUGGAAAUGCCGAAUUGACUAUUUAUGUAAAAUUGUUUAAGAUGUGGCAGAAAAAAUGAUAAUUAAUUUGUUUAAACUGUUGUAAGUUUUUAUUAAAUAUCACUUAUUUAUGUACUUGUUUAUCUCUUUUAUAAUAUAAUAAAAUUAAUUUUAUUGACCUUAUGAAACUGUUCCUGUAUGGAAUUUCCGUCUACCAAGUGUAAUGUACAAUUUUUCGGUAUUAUAUAAUUAUUAAUUUGUAAUGGUUUUACCUAACAAAAAAAUACAUACUAAUAAUUUAAUUAUAUUCCUAACAACCACUUAAGUACCUAACUCCCAUGUCGAUUUGUGAAUGAGAAUCAUUUAAAUGUUUAUCUGUUUUACUGUUGUAAAUAAUAAGUAUAAUUAAUGUGUAAUGAAUAUAUUUAAAGUGUAAUUAUUAAAUUUAAUGUUGUUGAAAAGAUCUGACUUCUGCAUAAUGAAAUGGUUGUAAUUAAAUCAAUAAUACAUUACUUACAAGCAAUAGUUUAAAGCCUAUUUACCUGUAAAUUAAAUGUUUAAGAAGCAAUUGUGUAAUGUUGUCUCAAAUCUUGAUUUGAUAAUGUAAUAGAUAGUUUAAACAAUAGAUAAACAAGACGCAAUAAUAUUCUUACUUCGUGUGACUUAUAGGGACGAAUUAUUACUAGAUAACGUGAUUUAAAUAAUUGCACCGAACUCAUGUAUAAUAUUCUGAAUGUUAUAAAGAACAUAAUUUGCCGUGAUUAUUUCAGGUUUUUUCAAGAAUCUUUUCGCAACUAGGUAUGUUAAAGCUACGGUAUUACCAAACCCUUACUAUCAAAAUGUUACAAUCGUGGUAUCUAAUUGAAGAAGGGGUGGCAAGACAACCCAUUCGCCUUGUGUAUUAGUUUUAUACGUCAAAUGCACCCGCUAGAUACCUGAUUGCGUCACUGUGUAAUGUUUGUAUUUUAGUGUAAUCCAAUUUCAUAAAAAUGAUACACAAUUUGUACAAUACUCAGUGAGAUGUUAUAGUGCAAUAUAGAUGUACUGUUUUAAAACG